Messenger RNA from Diachasma alloeum, 4136 nucleotides. It is a transcript of the gene Wsck, whose product is annotated as putative tyrosine-protein kinase Wsck. Gene Ontology annotation, cellular component: signaling receptor complex. NCBI's taxonomy places the organism in Eukaryota, Metazoa, Arthropoda, Insecta, Hymenoptera, Braconidae. Gene Ontology annotation, molecular function: transmembrane receptor protein tyrosine kinase activity; ATP binding; protein binding. The record is from RefSeq and is a predicted model, not a curated record. The coding region runs from base 360 to 2486 and encodes 708 amino acids. Gene Ontology annotation, biological process: cell surface receptor protein tyrosine kinase signaling pathway; multicellular organism development; positive regulation of kinase activity. The transcript is spliced from 4 exons.
AUUAACACACACGUUUAUAAACAAGUAACACAACCGCACCCACAAUACAAUGCCGCGUGUUGUUUCUCCCGAGUAAUCACCGAGCACUCCCAAAUAUCUCCGUAACAACCAGUGGCCCAAAGAUGCCACGAAGUGUCUCAAGUAUCCCUGAGAAAUCGAUAAAUUCCCCCGUUUGAUUGUCAAAAUCGGCGAAAUGUUAAUCUGUCAUUCGAAACGUCUCUGACAUCACGUUCACCCGAGUGUUGACUCAGGCCCUCAUUGUUCACCUGUCAAGAAUGCAGGGUUAUUCGGUCGGAUCGAGCGUUUCUUGAAGCAAAGUCAUCAGGAAACUCCAUCAGUUCAGCGUUUUUAAAGUGAAAAUGAUUUUACUCUGGGUGAUUUUGAUAACCUGCGGGGGGUUAUCAAGUUGCCAGGAUUACUUGGGGUGUUAUAAGGCACCUGCAGGUGAUAACGACGCCUUCUCUGCUUUGAAUCGUGCCAGUGCACCCACGGAGUGUAUUGAAGAGUGCAAAAGACAUUAUUACAUGUACGCAGGCUUGAUGAGCGGUCAGCAAUGCUACUGCCUGAGCGGUUACGGUCGCGACGGACCGUCAAACGGUUGCACAAUCCCCUGCGCCACCGAGCCCUCCUCUUUCUGUGGCUCCCACGAUGCCAUCAGCAUCUACGCGACCAACCAGCGCGGUCCCUCCCCCCCGCGUCACCUCCAAGUAACAAAAACCGCGUCCUCCUCUCUGCAUAUCACCUGGGAACCCCCGAACAUCCCGAACGGUAACGUGACAUCCUACGUAAUCCGCGUGAAUCCCGUGAAAACCCACUCGCCGCGUCUGCUGCUACCGACGCAGUCCCAGGUCCAGGGUGGCUCCUCCGACAGUACAAUCCUGACUGGUCUCCACCCUGGCUCGACCUACAACAUCUCCAUGACCGCGCUGAACCCCGAAGGGGAGUCGGACCCCAUCUCAAUCCUCGAGGAGACCGCCCUGGGCCCCCCGAACCCCCCAGAGACGCCCAAAAUCUUGGACAGAACCGCGUCAACAAUUACUCUGGAGCUCUCCAAAGGCUCCAGUGAAAACGGACCCUUAACGGCCUACCAGAUCCUCGUGGUCUACCCCGGGACGAUCCCCCCUGCGAGACCUAACGAAUCCUUUCCGAACUACUCUCAAGCCAUCAGAGACAACACCCCCUACUACGUAACAGCCGAGUUCGAAGCCUCGGACUUCGCGAAAAACCAAAAAUUCGUCGUCGGGGACGGAAGAAAAAUAAACUCUUAUUACAACGCGCCCUUGGAGAAGCCCUUCGACGCCCCCCAGAUCGGUCUCGUCGCGGUCUCCAGGACGAGAACGGCGUCGUUGUACAGCUACUCAGGCCUCACUGAGAACAUGAUGAAUGCCUCGAGGAACGGAGGGAAUGGAAUUGCUGUGUUCCUGUGGGUGGCGAUCGUCUUCUUGAGCCUGCUGCUGGCAGCUUCCAUCUUUGUGUACCUCGUCCUGCGGAGGAGGUACGCCGGCCGAAUGGGUAAGCUCCCAGAGCAGCAGGAGUUGACCCUCCAGGGGCCGAUGUACGAGGUCGAUAACAUGGCUUACAUCCCAGAGGACGUGCCAGAACGACCGAAUCACUACCAGGACCUGAAGAAAAAGGUCUGGAGCAUUCCCAAGAACUUUCUCAAUGUCGACUACCAGUUGGUGGUGAAAAGGGGGCGAUUUGGGACAAUUUACAAGGGAACGGUUCAGGAUAAGAACGGGGUCUUGUCGGAGGCGGUUAUUCACUGCAUAUCCGAUGUGAACCUCAGGCCUUCUGAGAAGAAGCACAUGCUGAGAGAUCUUGAUGUCUGCAUCAAGACUGGGAGCAUGAAGUACUUGGCCGGGUUUGUGGGGAAUUGCGAGACUCCAGAGACACUUUAUAUCGUCCUGGAGGCGACUCCUGACACCUUGAAGAAUAGAUUAUUAGCUGCGAGGGUCGGGCAGGUCUUCCCUUAUGAGCAGAUACUUCCUAUUGGAUCGGGCAUUGCUCAGGGGCUGGCUUAUCUCGAGGCUCACAAGGUCAUUCACUCGCAUCUCUGUGCCAGGAGCAUUGGCUUGACUAGUGACUAUGUGCCUAAGAUAGGGGGUUUUGGGAUUGGGAAACAUUCAAUUGAGGAUGUUAAGUUGGCUAGGUGGACAGCGCCUGAACGGUUUGGGCAUAAGAAGCAUAUUGGGGGGGUCGUUUGGGCGUUUGGGGUCGUUGUUUGGGAGAUGAUGAGCAUGGGGGGCACACCGUACAGCGAUCUUGAGGAUGAGUGCGAUGUGGAGGCGGCUGUGGUGGAACAGGAUGUCAGGCUGCCGCAGCUCAGGGACAUGCCGGAUCCUUUGUAUGAGGUGCUCGUCUCGUGCUGGAUGGUCGAUCCUGAGGAGCGACCCAUUUUUGAUGAGCUCGCAAGACUGAAUACACUGAGCAUCUGUCCCAUCACAGCCAUCACCGAACCAUACCUAGCGGAACUGGAAUUGAAUUAAAACUCGUUUCCCCAGGAGAGGAAGGGGCACAAGCGCAGAAAUUGUUUCGUUAAAAAAAAUAAUGGAGCUCUGACUGCGCUUAUUUUGUAUCAUAUUUCCAACUUACUCGGCUUACAAGGUCGUGUACCUUCAGACGUUCAGUUACCAAGCACAAAAAUUUCAUUAACUAAAGAACGAAGUUUCGAGGAAUCACUAGAUCUCUGAGCCAAUUGUUUUCGGUCCUCUAGGGUUUAUUUUAUUUUGUAUAUUUACGAGGCGUUCAGGCUCAAAUUGCGAUUAUUUCCGUCCAUUUUACUUAAUCAGUCAUAAUUAGUACAUUUUUUGAUGUAGUUAUGAUUUUUUAAUUUUUUUCUUGCGAAGAGAUAGAGUAGAUGUUUUUCUAUGGUUUUUUUAAUACUGACACAGUGUUUUUAAUUCAAUCAAUUUUAUUCAUCGAACAAUAACGCUCUUUUCAUCGAGAUUUUCACUUUGUCACGCAUCACAUGAGUGCUUUCAUGUAUUGAAAAAAAGUAAUCUCAUGAUCACCAAAGUACAAAACAAUUUGGCGACAAAUACAAUUGAAAAAGCAGAGCUACUUGAUAUCAGUCGAUAUCAAACGUUCAAAGCAGCUGAUGAAUAUCGGUAUUCAUAAGUUGGUCCCGAUAAUUCUAAAGAUUAGAAAAUAUUGAAUACUUUUUUAUAAUAAAAAAAGAUCACUGAUGUUGUUUAAUAUCACUGUGAUAUUUUCUCAUCAAUUGUAAGAUAAUUAAGUCUUAGCAUUAAUCGCAGGUUUUAUUGUAUACGAAUUCGUCGGAUUAUAAUUAGGACUGCAAUUGCUUGACAUGCAAUUUCAAUCCAAAGAUCUUAUCUCCUCAUCAGUAUUUUUAGAAUACACUUAAAACUACACGAGGGAGUGUAUUUUUGAAUUGAGAAUUUGAUACUUUUUCAGUCGAGAAUACGAGAAUUCUCAAUUUAGGAGUAAUCGUGCUUGAUUCAGGAAUUUUUUCUCAGAAUUCUUGAGUCAUCGACUUUUUAGUAUUGAAGGAAGAAUAUGAUUCCUGGAAUUCAGCUUUAGGCUCCCCAUUUAAUCCUUCAAACGAGACGAUUAAACCUCAAAGGCAAAAAGUUUUAUUCUUGAAUUCAGAAUCGUCAGUCUUGAAUUGAAAACAUUCUAUCAAUCAUGAAGAAUAUUGCCUUUUGAAGCUAGAAUAUUCAAUUUUAGUAGCAAUUCUAUUCAUUUUUUAAUCCAGAAUAUUUUAUUCUUCAAAGCAAACUAUUGAAUACUUCAUACGUGAAGUAAGACAUCAAGAAAGAAGAUAUUCAUUAUGGCAUCGAUUCGUGAAGGCAAAAUAUUUUAUUCUCCAAUCAAAGCCAACAAUUCUUGACCUAAGAAUAUUUUCCUCAAACUCAAAAUAUUCCUCAUCUAACCAGGCAACAAAUCUCACAUUAACAAUCUCAAAAUCCUCAAUCAAAGCCUACAAAAAUUCCUAAAUCAACUAUAAAAUUCUGAAUUCAAAAUUAUUUCUCCCCUUCUGUACAUUCACUAUUUACACUCUUCCUCGCCCCAAUCGCUAGCUCCUUCCCGCUCACUUUGAGUUUACAAAAGUUAAUUAUUCCCGAAACUACACGAGAUUCCGUCGUAAAAAAAUAAAAAAUUGAUCAAUAGAAGAA